This is a messenger RNA of Fusarium proliferatum ET1, 1617 nucleotides long. RefSeq lists its product as uncharacterized. The transcript has a single exon. Bases 1 to 1617 code for a protein of 538 amino acids. The record is from RefSeq and is a predicted model, not a curated record. Gene Ontology annotation, molecular function: protein binding. NCBI's taxonomy places the organism in Eukaryota, Fungi, Ascomycota, Sordariomycetes, Hypocreales, Nectriaceae.
AUGGAUUUUCCUCUCCAAUAUAAAACUUUUGAAUACAAGGCGCUUCCAUCGCCGACAUCUAUACGCCUCCUACGGCCAGUCGAACAACUGAAAAGCCCGGAAGCUGCUUCUAUCAAUGGGGUUCCCCUGUUGCAAUUUGUGCUUGAAGCCUCGGAGCGUAAUGAUCGACCUCUCUACGAUGCCUUAUCUUAUACUUGGGGAAACCCGAAACCUGUCCGGCACGGAUUGCCCGACGAAUACGAUACUCAGCAUAAACAUGUUAUAGCUGUCAAUGGCCGCCUAUUCUAUGUCACAAGGAACCUUUACGAGGCCCUUUGUCGGCUUCAAGAGCCCUGUAGAUCGCCGGAAGAUAUUAAUAAGCGAUAUAAACCCUGGAACAAGACGAGGCUCAUACAAGCUGCUGAGGAAGGAAACUUGACCCUGGUUAUGAGAUAUCUUGAGCAGGGCGCCGACCACACAUGCCAAGACAAGUUUGGUGAGACAGCUCUGCAUUACGCAGCCGAGAAUGGGUAUCCAGAGGUUGUGAAGGCCCUUCUUUUCGCAGGAGCACAGCCAGCAACCCUGGACAACACCAAUCGCGACCCUCUAGCCUGUUGUAUUUCACGGAAACGCCGCCAGUGGGAUGAAACUUGCGAGAUCCUACGCAAUUGGGUCGCUCAACCCAGAGGCAGAUCUCAUUUGGAAGCGUCUACAUCUGGGAGAGGAGUACCUCUCUGGAUUGAUGCCAUAUGUAUCAAUCAGGAUGACAUUGCUGAACGCAAUAGCCAAGUUGCAAUGAUGUCGCAAAUCUAUGGGUCGGCGCGAUGUGUUGUGGCAUGGCUUGGAGAAGAAGACGAUACGACUAACGCGGCUUUCAAUUGCUUGUCAAACAUCCCCCAGCCAUCGACUGCUAUUGCUAGAAGCUACCAUAACUCUUAUGCACGGUACUGCGAUCAUGUGAGAGGGAAAGUCCUUGACGUAAAUGAGAGGCCUCACAAUCUCCCCAUGUCAAUUGCCGAGGUACAAGCUGUGAAGAGCUUAUUUACCCGCACCUGGUUCUCACGUACAUGGGUCAUCCAGGAAGCGUCACUUGCCAGAGAGAUCGACAUCAUUUGUGGCUCCUUUCAUUUUGAGUGGUCGAGUAUAUUCACCCUGUUGUUUAUGCUUUUUGGCGAGAGCGGAUCGAAUGAUAUACUAAGCGAUGGUGGUCCCCCUGCAAAAUUCGGAAAGGCUGGACCAAAUGCACAAAUCUUGACUCUUUUCGCCAUCAGAAGCCGAACUGCCCCCAAUUCCAGAGAAGCAAGAGAAGCAAGAAAGUAUUUUCUUGGAAAAGACAUCGUCAACCCUCCGUGCAGUCAAUUGAGCAUACUUGCCUUGUUUCUUCUCACUUGGGACUUCGCUGUGUCUGACGGGAGAGACAAGGUAUUUGCAUUGAUGAAUGUGUCAGAGCCUUCAGAAGGAUUAGCAGCUGACUAUUCGAAGUCAAUCGCUGAAGUGUUCACCGAGAUGGGCAUGACCCUUCUCCGUGCCAAGGGAUACAAUAAAGUUCACGAUUUACAGGGGGAGAUAGUCGACGAUUUGGACCCCUCGAAUUGCUAUCUUUUGUUCAAAAACCUGGGACUCCACAAUGGAAGGUAA